Molecule: messenger RNA, 3159 nt
Organism: Lethenteron reissneri (Far Eastern brook lamprey)
Lineage: Eukaryota; Metazoa; Chordata; Hyperoartia; Petromyzontiformes; Petromyzontidae
Product: DNA methyltransferase 1-associated protein 1-like
Biological process (GO): negative regulation of transcription by RNA polymerase II; DNA repair; chromatin remodeling
Cellular component (GO): NuA4 histone acetyltransferase complex; Swr1 complex; nucleus
Molecular function (GO): transcription corepressor activity
Source: RefSeq, a predicted model, not a curated record
UCUGUGUCUUUGUGUGAGUGUGUCCUGUGAGUGUGUGUGUCUGUGUGUGAGUAUGUCUGUGUGUGUCUGUGAGUGUGUGUGAGUGAGUGUGUGUCUGUGUGUGUGUGAGUGUGUGUGUGAGUGUCUGUGUGUGUGUGUCUGUGUGUGUGUGUGUGUCUUGUGUGUAUGUGUGUGUGUGAGUGUCUUUGUGUGUGUAUGUGUGUGUGUCUGGUGUGUGUGUGGGGAGUGGUGGGUGUAGUGGUUAGCGCUACGCUGCGCUACAAACCCGGCGACCCGGCACCAUGGGCACCGGUGCCGAUGUGCGUGACAUCUUGGAGCUUUCGGCGGACGGGGAGAUGGUGGCACCCAUCAGCAAACGCGACCUCCUGCUGCAGACCGACAAGAAAAAGUCAAAGAAGCUGGCAGAGACUCCGACGUUCAAGCGUCCGGAGGGGAUGCACCGAGAGGUCUACGCCCUGCUCUACUCGGACAACAAGGACGCCCCGCCGGUGCUGCCCAGCGACUCGUCCCAGGGCUACCGCACGGUGAAGGCGCGCCUCGGGUGCCGCGUGGUGCGGGCGUGGCGCUGGACCCCCUUCACCCACCCGGCGCGCACCGACGGCGCCGUCUUCCACCACUGGCGGCGCGCCACCGACCAGCCCAGCGAGUAUCCCUUCGCUCGCUUCAACAAGAGCGUGCAGGUGCCCGUGUUCACGGAGCAGGAGUACGCGUCGCACCUGCAGCACGACGACUGGAGCCGCGCCGAGACUGACCACCUGCUCGACCUCUGCCAGCGGUUCGACCUGCGCUGGGUGGUCAUGCACGACCGCUACGACUGCAACACCUACAAGCGACGCUCCGUGGAGGACCUGAAGGAGCGCUACUACUCCAUGACGUCGCGUCUCCUCCGUGCCCGCGCCCCGCCCGGCACGGAGCCGCGUGCCGUCCCCGCCUUCGACGCCGAACACGAGCGGCGGCGCAAGCAGCAGCUGGAGCGUCUCUUCAGCCGCACGCCGGAGCAGCUGGCGGAAGAGGAGACGCUGGUGUCGGAGCUGCGUCGCAUCGAGUCUCGCAAGAAGGAGCGCGAGCGCGCCACGCAGGACCUGCACAAGCUGAUGGGCGCGGCGACCAGCGCCACGGCCUCGCUGCAGCACCACCACCACCAGCAGCAGCAGCAGCACCAGCAGCAGCAGCAGCAGGGCCACGGGCAGCAGCACGGGGGGGCGGGUUCGGCGGCGGCGGCGUCGGGGGGACCGGGGGGCCAGGCGGGAGGGCCCCCCCCCCACCACCACCACCAUCACCACCACCAUCACCACCACCACCACCACCACCGCGCGCACGAGCGCAAGGCCAGCAAGAAGAAGGCGACGCACCGGCGGGGAGACUCGGGGGACCGGGCGGCUGUACUGGAGACAGCCGGGAUCAAGUUCCCGGAUGCCAAGUCAGCCGGGGUGAUGCUGCGCAGUCAGAGGAUGAAGUUGCCAAGCUCCGUUGGCCAGAAGAAAGUGAAAGCGAUCGAGCAGAUCCUCACCGAGCUGGGCAUCGACCUGAGCCCGAUGCCCACGGAGGAGGUGGUGCUGCUGUACAACGAGCUGCGCUCCGACCUGGUGCUGCUCUACGAGCUGAAGCAGGCGCUGGGCACCUGCGAGUACGAGCGGCACACGCUCACGCACCGCUACCACAACCUGCGCGCCAUCGCGGGGGGCUCCGAGCCGCCGACGACGGCACCGGCGCCGCCGGGGGGCGGAGGGGCGGCCGGCGCGGCGUCUGCCGGCGCCGCCCCCUCCUCCUCCUCCGCGUCGACCGGCGCGACCGCGACCGCGGCGCUGCCGCCACCGCCGCCGUCGUCAUCCUCGUCCUCCUCCACCUCCUCCUCCUCGUCGUCCGUGUCGGUGCCGACCGCCGGCGUGCGGCCAGACGGAGAGUUGCAGUCCGCGGACGUCGCUCGCUCCGACGGACUCGCGGACGCCAUGGGGGCAAACAUCUCGCGCAAGCGGAGGGAGUCUGCGCCUGGGGUCUGCCUCAUGAAGAAAAAGAAAAACUAGCCACGGAUACGUCUACGGCGUCUACAGCAGCAGCUGUAAAGCAGUGACAGCUUUACAGAACCAACAGAUACAUGUACAUCAUCUACAGCAUCUACAGCGUCUACAGCAGCAGUCGGCCAACGAUGGCGAUUUAACCGGGUUCUCACCCCGAUCACAUAGUGACUCGCAUAUAGACCCGGAGACUCACACAGACACCCGUAGACUCGCACAGAGACCCGUAGACUCACAGAGAGACCCGUAGACUCACACAGAGACCCGUAGACUCACACAGAGACCAGUAGACUCGGACAGAGACCCGUAGACUCGCACAGAGACCCAUAGACUCACACAGAGACCCGUAGACUCACAGAGAGACCCGUAGACUCACACAGAGACCCAUAGACUCACACAGAGACCCGUAGACUCACACAGAGACCCGUAGACUCACACACAGAGAACCGUAGACUCGCACAGAGACCCGUAGACUCGCAUAGAGACCCGUAGACUCGCACAGAGACCCGUAGACUCGCACAGAGACCCAUAGACUCACACAGAGACCCAUAGACUCACACAGAGACCCACAGACUCACACAGAGACCCACAGACUCACACAGAGACCCAUAGACUCGCACAGAGACCCAUAGACUCACACAGAGACCCAUAGACUCGCACAGAGACCCAUAGACUCACACAGAGAUCCGUAGACUCACACAGAGACCCAUAGACUCACACAGAGACCCGUAGACUCACACAGAGACCCGUAGACUCACACAGAAACCCACAGACUCACACAGAGACCCAUGGACUCACACAGAGACCCGUAGACUCACACAGAGACCCAUGGACUCACACAGAGACCCGUAGACUCACACAGAGACCCGUAGACUCACACAGACCCGUAGACUCACACAGACACAUAGACUCACACAGAGAACCAUAGACUCACACAGAGACCCAUAGACUCACACAGAGACCCAUAGACUCGCACAGAGACCCACAGACUCACACAGAGACUCAAACUCACAGAGAGACCCACAGACUCACACAGAGACCCAUAGACUCACACAGAGACCCAUAGAUUCGCACAGAGACCCACAGACUCACACAGAGACCCAUAGACUCGCACAGAGACCCACAGACUCACACAGAGACCCAU